AAAUCAGCUUACAAAAACGAAGGAGAACAUGACACAAGCAACAGCUUAAACCAAAUCAAAUUACUGAAAUCAAAUCAUUGCACUAAUCCCUUGUAAAAAGAAAGCAGAAUAUUACACAGGAAUAGCUUAAACCGUCUAAAUUCUACAGUGUGAUUGAUUUCCAAAUUUACAUGGCGAUCAAUUGAUCAGCUUGUCUCAAUAUAUAUACAAGAAAAGAACUCCAGUGCUUGCUGGUAGCUCCAAAUUAGUGAAUGGUAUACCCAAAAAAAAAAAAAAAAAAUCCUGCUUCCAGAUCUGCUGUGAGCCUGGAGGUUGUUCCUUCCAGGAUAAAAUUUCUUGGGGAAUUUCAGCGAGGCAUUGAUGAAAAAUUCAAUUCCCCAUGGCCAAUUGCCUACUCAGCACCCAUGAAGGUCUUAGGUGCAAUUCGUCAUUGGGGAAAAAAAAAAAAAGAAGCAGUACUCGGUACUUCCUUUCCUCUUUCCUCCACAUUAUCUGAAAACAUGGUGCUUCUUAGAACCAUGGUUGGUAGAGCUAGGAAUAGUAAUGAUGUGCACUGUGACGUGAACGUGGAGGAGACAAACUAGGAAGAGACUCAAGGGUAGAACGAGGAGAAUGACGAGAUGCUAUUCUUAAGUUGGAAGCUUCAUGAUGAGAUUGUUGGAUGGUCUUGCUGGAGAAAAAGAAUAAUACGUGAAGCUGGAGCCGGCAAAUCAUGCAAAAGUAAAGAUUUACCAACUUGAGAAUGGAAUGAAUUCAAUGGUUUGGGUAAACAGAAAAGAUACUUUAGAGACGGUGCAAAGACUAGCCUUUUACCUUUCAGAUGUCACUGCUUCUGUACUUCGUGAGUUUGGAAGCACGGGUAACUGAUUGUGUUUAAUUUCAGGAUGCUCUCUUGGACUAAAAGGCGGAUCCUGCAUAAAUUAAAGAAACUAUGAUAUAAACCAUUUAAAAUUACGAAUCCCAAAUAGACAUGUAUUUCUUGUGUACCACUGAUUUCAUUCCAUUAAACAAAGGGGCGGCAGGUUGGAUGCCUAAAUUCUGUGAAUUUUUGAGAAAUCGAUGUUCUAGUAAUGUACUAGCUGAUGGUCUGUCUGCAGGAUUUCUUUGGAAGCAGCAUCUCAAGAAAUCCUUGCCCUCGGGUGAUAGUGUUUCUGGUAUGGUAGGGCUAUCCCUCAUCACUUUAAACAUUGCUGCAGCCUGCAUUUUUAAAGGGAAACUAAACAGAUUUAUUUACCAAAGGGAGAUUUGUAAUUGCCAGGAUAAUAGACCACCAGUGUCAAU
Rubroshorea leprosula is the source of this 1281-nucleotide messenger RNA. NCBI's taxonomy places the organism in Eukaryota, Viridiplantae, Streptophyta, Magnoliopsida, Malvales, Dipterocarpaceae. The record is from the annotation of a GenBank genome assembly.